AUUCCAAUAAAAAAAAGAAAAAUUUAAGGAUUUAAGGAAGGGAGCCAAAUAAGCCAGGCAAAUCAAGCACAAACUCAUUCUCCCUCUCGGCUGGCAUUUUGCUUCCGCAGCUGCGACCUUCCUCUCUUACUCCGGUUCCUUCUCUCCCUCUCUCUCUUGUUUCCUGCGAUGACUUCGCCAACGGAUCUCCUCUCCCCAAGCACAGCAAUGUAACACUGGCUCGCUCUAAUGCUCAAAAUGUCAUCUUUCCCAGCCCUCACAUUCCCAUCCCCACUUCUCAUCUUCUCCAAAACUUCCUCUCUUACUCUGGUUCUUUCUCUCUCCCUCUCUCUCCUGUUUCCUGCGAUGACUUCGCCAACGGAUCUCCUCUCCCCAAGCACAGCAAUGUAACACUGGCUCGCUCUAAUGCUCAAAAUGCCAUCUUUCCCAGCCCUCACAUUCCCAUUCCUCCUCUUCCCACUUCUCAUCUUCUCCAAACCUUCUCCGCCGCCACCUCUUCUACCAUCAAACAACACUUCCUCCACAACACCAGAAAUCUCAGCUCUUAUUGCCUUCCGCGUCUCCCUCCACGACCCCCUCGGCGCCCUCUCCAACUGGAACCCCUCCUCCCCCAACGCCCCCUGCUCCUGGCACGGCGUCCUAUGCUCCCCUUCCUCCCCUCACGUCACCGAGCUCCGCCUUCCCCGCCUACGUCUUUCCGGUCCCAUUUCUCCCAGCCUAUCCUCUCUCCCCCACCUAACCCACCUCAGCCUCCGCUACAACCUGCUCACCGGCCCCAUCCCCUCUUCCUUCUCCCGUCUCCCUCACCUCCGCUCCCUCUUCCUCCAACACAACUCCCUCUCUGGCCCUUUUCCAUCCAACCUCUCCGCUCUCCAAGUCUUCUCGGCCUCCGGCAACUUCCUCUCUGGACCUCUCCCUGCUUCGCUCCCCGCUAACCUCCGAUUCCUCGACCUCUCCUCUAACUCCUUUUCCGGCCCCGUCCCUUCAAACCUCACUUCCUCUGCCCCUCGAAUUCGAUUUCUCGACCUCUCCUUCAACCGCCUCGGCGGCACCGUUCCGGCUGGGUUGAGCCAGCUCCAGUUCCUCCUUUACCUUCGUCUCGACGGCAAUCUUCUCGAGGGGACGAUUCCCGCCGUGCUUGCUAAUUGUUCUUCCAUUCUUUAUCUCAGCUUGCAAAGCAACAACCUUCGUGGCAUUCUUCCUGAGGCGGUGGCAGGGACACCGACUCUCCAGAUUCUUUCCCUUUCACGCAACCGCCUCUCCGGCUCCAUUCCUUUCUCCGUUGCCUUCAAUUCAUCCGCGGCCUCUUCGUCUCAUCUACGAAUACUGCAGUUGGGGCACAAUGCAUUCACUGACUUUCAGCUGGCGCAACAGGACAGUGCGCAGGCUGCAGCGUCUUCCAGUGUUCUUCAAGUACUGGACAUCAAGGAGAACGAUAUUCAUGGCCGAAUCCCUCCUCGGAUUUUCAAUGUGUCGACAUUGGCAAUCUUGGAUCUUUCCGGCAACUCGUUCUUCGGUCUUCUCCCACCGGACGUUGGAAAGCUAUCGGCUUUGCGUGAGAUGCGGAUCGGAAGCAACUUAUUAACCGGCCGUGUUCCUGCGGAGAUUGGACAAUGCGCAUCAAUCAGAGUGCUUGAUUUGGAGUAUAAUCAAUUUUCCGGCGAGUUUCCGUCAGUUUUGGGGACGCUUUAUGGUCUGACAAAUCUCUACCUCGGUGGAAACCAAAUCUCUGGUCUGAUUCCCGCGAGUCUUGGCAAACUUUUCAAACUGGAAUCGCUUUCUUUAUUUAGCAACCGUUUGAGUGGGGAGUUUCCGGAUGAUCUCACAAAGCUAGGGAACUUAAUCUUUCUCGAUUUGUCCGGCAAUGUACUUUCCGGCGAGAUUCCUGAAACGAUCGGGAGACUGCACAAACUACAAAACUUGAAUUUAAGCCACAACAGAUUCUCCGGCGGUGUUCCGGCUGCGAUAGGAAGCAUGUCCGAUUUGAGGACAUUGGACCUCAGCGACCAGAAAAACCUCUCCGGCAAACUACCUGCCGAGCUCUUUGGCUUACCGAGCCUUCAGAUGAUUUCUUUAGCCGAAAAUUCCUUCAAUGGUAAUGUCCCUGAAGGAUUCAGUAGCCUCUGGAGCUUAGAGCAGCUGAACCUCUCAUCAAAUUUUUUCUCUGGUUCCAUACCAGCAACCUACGGCUUUCUCCCCUCACUGCAAAUUCUCUCACUUUCCAAAAACCAUAUUUCCAGCAUAAUUCCGGCCGAGCUCAGCAACUGUUCCAAUCUAACCACUCUCGAGCUCCGCUCCAACUCCCUGACCGGCGCCAUUCUCCCUGAUCUCGCCAAACUGCCCAAUUUGGCGGUACUCGACCUUGGCCAAAACGAUCUUUCCGGUGAAAUCCCACCAGAAAUCUUACGGUGCCAGUCAUUAAUAACUCUCAGACUCGACGGAAAUCAUCUCUCCGGCGAAAUACCAAGUUCAUUAUCCAACCUCCCCCAGCUCCAUGUACUCGACCUUUCAACAAAUAAUUUAACAGGCAUGAUCCCUUCCAGUCUCAUUCUCAUGCCUGCUUUGCAGCAUCUCAACCUAUCAAACAACAAUCUCCAGGGUGAAAUCCUCCCAGCACUCGGCUCUCGCUUCCAAAACCCUUCCACAUUCGAAGGCAACUCCGACCUCUGCGGGAAGCCAUUACAAACACAAUGCCCCCAAGAACGGAGAAAGAGACGGCGCAAGAAGAUAGAGCGCUUGACUCUACUAAUUGGCCUCGCAGCCGCCACAGCCGUCGCCCUCGCUCUCCUCUGCUUUUUCGCCGUCUUCGCUCUGCUCCGAUUCCGAAAACGCUUUCUCGAUGGCCGAAACGGCGUCAAAAAGCGGAGCUCUAGCCAUGGAAGCGGGUCAAGCAGCAACGGCGAGAACGGCAUUGGUCCCAAACUGAUAAUGUUCAACAACAGAAUCACCUACGCCGAAACGCUGGAAGCCACAAGAAAUUUCGACGAAGAGACUGUUUUAAGCCGCGGCAGACACGGGCUGGCAUUCAAAGCCAGCUUCAACGAUGGAGCCGUGCUGUCCAUCCUCCGCCUACCUUGUUCGCCUAAUGAUGCAUGCGCGGAAGCCGUUUUUCGCAAGGAAGUAGAGUCCCUCGCCAAGGUAAAGCACCGCAACCUCACUGUUCUCCGAGGAUAUUACUUCUCCCCGCCGCCGGAUGCCCGGCUAUUGGUCUACGACUACAUGCCAAACGGCAGCCUAGCGACGCUUCUCCAUGAAGCGUCCCACGAGGACGGGCACGUUCUAAACUGGCCGAUGCGCCAUCUCAUUGCCCUCGGUAUAGCCCGUGGCCUCGCCCACCUCCACACCUCCGGCAUUGUUCACGGCGACCUUAAGCCUCAGAACGUUCUCUUCGAUGCCGACUUUGAGCCGCACGUAUCGGACUUCGGGCUUGAGCUUCUGACGGCUACACCUGCCACAGGGGCAUCAACGUCAGUAGGUUACUCAGCGCCGGCUGAGUGCGGUACGAGAGAGGGUGAUGUGUAUAGCUUCGGGAUCGUGGUGUUGGAGUUGCUGACGGGAAAGGGGCCGGGAAUGUUCGCCGGAGAAGAGGAGGAUAUUGUGAAGUGGGUGAAGCGGCAGCUGCAGAAUGGGGCGGUGGGGGAGUUACUUGUGCCGGGGUUGCUGGAGCUUGACCCGGAGUCGUCGGAUUGGGAGGAAUUUCUUCUGGGGGUUAAGAUCGGACUUCUCUGCACGACGCCGGCCGCCGGCGACCGGCCCGCCAUGGCUGACGUCGUGUUCAUGUUAGAGGGCUGCAGGGUGGGGCCGGAGAUACCGUCUUCAGCCGGGCCCAACACAUCGCCUCCCUCCCCGUCCCCAGCAUGAGAUUCGAGAUGACAUAUCCUCGUGAUUCGGAUCAUUCCGCAUUGAAUGUUGUAUGCUGUUGGAUAAAUUUAAUAUUUUUACAAUUUUUUUGCAUUAUAUGGGCAUCCACGUCGCGGUCUGUGAGAAGGUGGGUCCUGGUGGAGCUGGGAAUUCUGCUGGGAGUUUUGUAGCAUUCUUUCUACCACCGGACAUGGAGGGGGGAAGAGAGAAGCGGGAAUGCAGAAAAAAGUAGCCGUUGGGAUUUUUAGCCGACGUCAGGUUACAAGCGCGACUCUUGAUGUAAGGUAUGAUGCAGGGGAAGCGGUGAUUGCUGUUGGGACAGCUGAUAAUUUUUUUUCUUUUAAAAGAUUUAAAUUUAUUUUCUAUUUUCGUUUCAUGUGGCGGGGGAAUA
Molecule: messenger RNA, 4252 nt
Organism: Phalaenopsis equestris
Lineage: Eukaryota; Viridiplantae; Streptophyta; Magnoliopsida; Asparagales; Orchidaceae
Product: probable inactive leucine-rich repeat receptor kinase XIAO
Exons: 1
Coding region: 406-3861 (1151 amino acids)
Biological process (GO): protein phosphorylation
Molecular function (GO): ATP binding; receptor serine/threonine kinase binding; protein kinase activity
Source: RefSeq, a predicted model, not a curated record